GUGGCUUCGACUUCUUGUGAAAAAAAGCAGGAAGUGUGCCGUCAAAUAAAGGUUAAUCUUGCUUCAGUCAACGAAUGCUACGCGGUGUUCUAUUCGAGCAACUAUCUCUGGGAAUUCGCGCCAAAUUAUUGUGGUUACGUACUCGGGAAAAUACUCGAUUUUGGUACCGGUGUCUCCGUGUUCAUCCUCAUCAUCCUCAUGGAUCUAUUUACUCUUCAUCGCUUACGUAUAACUGUGAUGAAAGUCGGGAAAGGAAUGAAAUCUAAGGAGUUAAAAUUUUUCGUCCAAUCCUGCCUACAGUUCAGCCUCUUCGUGGUGAAAUUGACUAAUUUCUAUUUUAUCUCUGGAUUUUUUGUGGGAGACUUGACAAAAUAUCACUGGCCGGCUUUUUUCACUACCACGUUUGCGUGGGAAGCUACACACUGCUUAGAUGGGUAA
Messenger RNA from Cooperia oncophora, 438 nucleotides. Lineage: Eukaryota; Metazoa; Nematoda; Chromadorea; Rhabditida; Trichostrongylidae. The record is from the annotation of a GenBank genome assembly.